Molecule: messenger RNA, 1677 nt
Organism: Aspergillus caelatus
Lineage: Eukaryota; Fungi; Ascomycota; Eurotiomycetes; Eurotiales; Aspergillaceae
Product: class I SAM-dependent methyltransferase
Exons: 8
Coding region: 571-1491 (306 amino acids)
Molecular function (GO): methyltransferase activity
Source: RefSeq, a predicted model, not a curated record
CCGGAAGCACAGCCGACCCCUCCCUUCGCUGCAAAUUGGUGGGAUGUAAUCCAGGGGAAAAAUACCUCCGAGGUAGUCGUAUUUCUUUUUAAGACAAGGGCAGACGGUGUUUAACCUGUUGUCAUGGAGGGAAAUGUAGUAGUUCGAAAGGGUGGCCUGCCAUUGACUGAAUUUUGCCUCUUUGAAGGGGGGGUUAAGGACCAUGAUUUGCUGUGUUCUUCCAAAAGGCAAGACAGACGCCUGGGACUGGCCUGAACGGAUUUUCCUUUACCGGCCGUACAUUUUAGUACGAAGACUCAGUCCCGCAUAGUACGGACUGCUUCACCAAUAGCCCAUGGAGUGCAAUAUAGUCAUUUUUGGUUCGUGUCCAGCGGUACUUUUCUCGUCGAAUAUUCUUCGUGCCCCGUCGAUCGCUUCAACAAAGAGAUCCCUUAACCACAACAUAAUCUGCCAUCCAUUCCCCACGAUAGACACGCCCCGAGAGAUGGGAUUUCAUUGCUGCCCUUGAUUCAAUCUGUUAAAGCUUCAUUCAACCCACAUCCUCGUGAGCAUUCCAGGAACGGGACUACAAUGACGAGCCCUGACUCGGAAACGGAAGCGUUGGACGACGUGUACCUCGAGACCGUAACCAUCCAAGGUCGCGUAUUUCAAAAGUUCUCGAUCGACCACCAGAUAUUUUUUGAGCCGGUGGACGGAGAAGAGGCAGAACGACUCGAGCUCCAGCACCAGGUUUUCGACAAGGUUUUCGACAACAGGCUAAUUUUUCCGCCGAUCCCGCGGCCUCAAAAGAUCCUCGACUGUGGCUAUGGCACUGGAUCGUGGGCCAUCGGGGCUGCGGAACAGCACCCCAAAUGCAAGGUCAUCGGCCUCGAUAUAUACCCCUAUAUGAGCCCAGACGACAUACCGGAGAAUUUAUGCCUACAAGUCGAUGAUCUGAACCGUCCAUUCACAUUCCCCCCGAACAACUUCGACCUUGUCCAUUCAAGGCUGCUUGCAACUGGCAUCAACCGAGACCGCUGGCCCUCCUAUAUCCGAGACAUUAAAAGAGUUUUAAAGUCAGGGGGCUGGGUGCAACUAGUCGAGAUAUACUUCAAUGUCCAGUCAGAUAACGGCUCGAUCACCGAGCAGCAUGCAUUGAGACAAUGGAGCACGCAAUUAAUGGGCUCUUUGGAGGAAGUGAAGGACCUUCGCGUGGGGACAAAGUUGAGAAAUCUUCUGACAGCAGCAGGCCUGACCGAGGUCGAUGCUCGGAUGAUCCCUCUUCCUCUAUCCGCAUGGCCAAAUGACCCAAGGAUGCGAGACAUAGGCGCCGCAAACCGUGAUAAUGUUAAAAAACUGCUUCCCGCGUUGGGGCUUUAUCCAUUUACCCAACGACUGCGGAUGCCCCCACAGCAGUUUGCAGAGCUGAUAGCGCGAGCACAGCAGGAAGCCGAUACCCACAAUUUGAAGGCCUACUUUCCCUUGUAUGUUUGCAUCGGACGAAAGCCCUAGUAAUUAUUGCCGGAGGGAUGGGUGUGAUAUUCAACCCGCGAUCCUCUUCCCACGAUUAGUAGAGAGCUGUUGUAUCUCUAUCAAAGAUGUUUCUGGCUUGACUGCCCAAGGGAACCAUAAUGUUCCAUCAUCAGAUUAGAUAUUUUGACAUUGAACAGAUAGAGCUUGAAAGCAGCUAAAUAUUGG